AUGCUAUUUUCCUGGCUUUUUAUUUCCUGGUUUUUACAGAUGCCAACUCUUAUCUGGGACAUUGCAACCUCUUCCUGCCUAGAAGAAACGAAACACCAUUUAUACCAAGAUGGAUCUGCGAUAAUUGGUGCAUUUUUCCCUAUUUUUCAUUUAGACCCACUGAAAGAAACAAGAAAUUGGGAAACACCUUUUGACAUAGAAAAUGAAUUAAAGGUCAAAGUACAGAACUACCAGCUUGUUUUGGCCAUGUUAUUUGCCAUCAAUGAGAUCAACUGGAACUCCGACAUUUUACCAAACACCUCUCUUGGACUUGAGAUUUAUACUCUGCCACAUUAUGAAAGGAAUAUUCUGAGGAAUAUAUUCCACUGGCUCACUGGCUUGAACACCUUCAUUCCUAAUUUCAGCUGUAGACAACAGAGCAAAUUAGCUGCAGCACUUACGGGAGUAUCAUGGGAAACAUCUGAAAAUAUUGCAAGACUACUGAAUCUUUACAAAUUUCCGCAGCUUACUUUUGGACCUUUUAAUCAUGUUCUGACUGACAGAAGUCAAUUUCCUUCUCUGUAUCAGGUGGCCCCCAAUGGAGCAUCUCUAUUUUGUGCUAUUGUCUCUUUGAUGCUUUAUUUCAACUGGACCUGGGUGGGACUGCUCACCACAGAUGACCACAGUGGUGUUCAGUUUAUAUCAGACUUGACAAAGGAGCUGGACAAGAAUAAAAUCUGUAUGGCUUUUGUGAGGACAGUAUUUUUGCUAGGGGAAGAAAUAUAUAAUGUGUCACAUGAUUUUUGGGUGAAUAUUCUGGAGUCAUCAGCAAAAGUGAUCAUAAUUUAUACAGACAUUACUUUUAUAUUUUUUGAAACAGAAAAUAUCUACAGAAAGUUCACACUGGGAAAAGUUUGGAUCACAACCUCAAAAUUGCUAGGCUCAAAAUAUUCAAAAUACAAUAUGUUAAGUUUAUCCCACGGUAUUCUCACUUUUUCACCUCAUCAUGGGGAGAUUCUUGGUUUCACAAAAUUUAUACAGGAAGCUACACCCAUCAAGUACCCAGAUGACAGUUUUCUUCAUUUUGUGUGGAGUUUGAGUUUCAACUGCCCACUUUCUGAUUGUAAAAUCCUGGAAAACUGUAUGCCCAAUGCCUCUUUGGAAUUGUUGCCAGGGAAAAUAUUUGACAUGGUCAUAUCUGAAGAGAGUUACAAUGUAUACAAUGCUGUGUAUACCAUUGCCAACAGUCUCCAUGAGAUGAUUCUCAAUCAGUGCCAAAUUCAACCACAGGCAAACAAAAAUAGGAAUACCUAUUUCCCCUGGCAGCUUCACCCUUUUCUGAAGAACAUUCAAGUGAUAAAUUCUGCUGGUGAUCAUGUUGUCCUGGACUGGAAAAGGAAGACAGAUCCAGAGUAUGAUAUUACCAACCUAUGGAAUUUGCCAACAGGUCUUUCAGUCUUUGUGAAUGUGGGUAGAUAUUCUCCAAGUUCUCCCCAGGGUCAACGGCUGUCAUUAUCAGAAUAUAUGAUUCAAUGGCCCAUAGAAUUUACAGAGAUCCCUCAGUCUGUCUGCAGUGAGAGCUGCACUCCUGGAUUUAGGAAAAUCAUCCAGGAGGGCAAGCUUACCUGUUGCUUUGACUGCAUUCCUUGCCAAGAGAAUGAGAUUUCCAAUGAGACAGAUAUGAACCAGUGCAUGAAGUGUCCAGAAACUCAUUAUGCAAAUGCAGAAAAGAGACAGUGCCUCAAGAAAACUGUAACAUUUCUGUCCUAUGAUGAUCCCUUGGGGAUGGGACUCACAAUCAUAUCUAUGGGAUUCUCUGCACUCACAGCUCUUAUUAUUGGGGUCUUUGUAAACUACAGAGAUACUGCAAUUGUAAAGGCCAAUAAUAGAUCUCUCAGUUACAUCCUGCUCAUCACUCUCACACACUGUUUCCUCUGUCCUUUGUUCUUCAUUGGACUUCCAAACACAGUUACAUGUAUCCUGCAGGAGAAUCUACUUAGACUUCUCUUCACCAUAGCUUUAUCCUGUGUGUUGGCCAAAAGCAUCACUGUUGUCAUGGCCUUUCAGAUUACUGCUCCAAGAAGAAAGACAAGAUGGUUGCUAUUUUUAAGGGCCCCAAAUUUGGUCAUUCCAGUUUGCCUCCUGGUACAAGUGAUUUUCACUAGUAUAUGGCUGGGUACAUCUCCUCCAUUUGUUGAGAUGGAUGUUCAAUCUGAACAUGGAUAUAUCAUCAUUCUAUGCAACAAGGGUUCAGGUCUUGCCUUCCAUGGCACUCUGGCCUACUUGGGUGUCAUGGCUAUUGCUAGCUACAUCAUGGCUUUUUUGUCCAGGAAUCUGCCUGACAUAUUUAAUGAGGCUAAAUUUCUGGCUUUCAGCAUGCUGGUGUUCUGCAGUGUUUGGGUCACCUUCCUCCCUGUCUACCACAGCACCACAGGGAAGACUACAGUGGUUAUGGAAAUUUUCUCUAUCUUAGCUUCCAGUGCAAGCAUUCUAAGCCUAAUCUUUGCUCCAAAGUGCUAUGUUAUUUUGUUUAGAUCAGAGAAAAACACACUUCAUCAAAUCAGGAAUAAAGGACAUCAUAGGAGCAAAAUUCUAUUUAAGAUAUAG
Messenger RNA from Rattus norvegicus (Norway rat), 2586 nucleotides. The record is from RefSeq and is a predicted model, not a curated record. NCBI's taxonomy places the organism in Eukaryota, Metazoa, Chordata, Mammalia, Rodentia, Muridae.